Messenger RNA from Elgaria multicarinata webbii, 6265 nucleotides. It is a transcript of the gene KMT5B, whose product is annotated as lysine methyltransferase 5B. The record is from RefSeq and is a predicted model, not a curated record. Bases 760 to 3342 code for a protein of 860 amino acids. Gene Ontology annotation, cellular component: nucleus. Gene Ontology annotation, molecular function: histone H4K20 methyltransferase activity; protein binding. The transcript has 10 exons. NCBI's taxonomy places the organism in Eukaryota, Metazoa, Chordata, Lepidosauria, Squamata, Anguidae.
GUUCUUGUUUAUAUGUGUGUAUCCCUCCGCACCGAACCUUGCAAGCAAUAUACAACCGUCCUCCACGAUGUUCUUCCGCCACCGAGAGAGGUGUAGAGACUGCAGAGGCGAACGGGGACGGUUUGCUGUACCUCACUUCGGCCUGUGGAGUUAAAACACUAAGGUAAAAACCUCUUUGGCACCGUAUUCCUCCGCUCUUGCGAAAGAGAUCUUCUCUCACGCUGCCGUGUUCCUCCGCCGCCUUGGAGCACACAAGCAGGAGGCGUUUCUUCUGGCCGGGCGAGGAAGAUAGUGGCUCUAGAAGGAAGACAAAAGGCGUUCGCGUACCGUAAGGAUUGGCCUGUGUGGGUCUGUUUGGGUUGACGGGCGUGCUCCACAGAAGACAGGAACGUGCCUUGGGCUGUGUUGUUGCGCCGCAGGGUCGUUGUGAGGGGACUCUGGGACUCUUUCUCGCGGGGCCCGGCGGAUGGAUCUCUAGGUAGCUUUUCCCGAUAUCGUUCGCCCUUCGCCGCCGCCAUCUUGGAUUUUAAUCCGCCAUUUUUUUCCCCUUGGAAUUAUUAUUAUUUUUUUAUGAUUAUUUUUUUCCGCCUCUGGCCGGGAUUCUGGACGACGGCGGCAGAGGUUCUGGACCUGCGAAGUCGCGGAUGGUGAAGAGGACCGCGGUGCCCAGGGGCUGCAAGGAGGAAGCUGAACUACAAUUAACUUCUUAAAGCCUUUGGAAAAAGGACUAAAUGCAACGAGGGCAAAUUGUCUGUGGGAAUGAAGUGGUUGGGAGAAUCCAAGAACAUGGUGGUGAAUGGCCGGAGAAAUGGAAGCAGGUUAUCUAAUGAUCACCUUCAGAACCAGUCCAAAUUACAGCACCCUGGAAAGGAAAAUCCAAAGACUGGCAAAAAUGGAGUUGAGAGACGGUCAAGCAGAUGUAGUGGUGGUUCGGGAUUUGAGGGCCAAAGUCGCUACGUGCCUUCCUCUGGAAUGUCUGCCAAGGAGCUGUGUGAGAACGAUGACCUAGCCACUAGUUUGGUUCUUGAUCCUUAUUUAGGUUUUCAAACGCAUAAAAUGAACACUAGGUUUCGACCAAUAAAAGGAAGGCAGGAGGAAUUGAAGGAAGUGAUUGAGCGUUUUAAAAAAGAUGAGCACUUGGAAAAAGCCUUCAAGUCCUUGACGUCAGGUGACUGGGCCCGGCACUAUUUUCUUAACAAGAACAAAAUGCAGGAAAGGUUGUUCAAGGAACAUGUAUUUAUUUAUUUACGAAUGUUUGCAACUGACAGUGGAUUUGAAAUAUUGCCAUGCAAUCGCUAUUCAUCUGAGCAAAAUGGAGCCAAAAUUGUUGCAACGAAAGAGUGGAAACGGAAUGACAAAAUAGAGUUAUUGGUGGGUUGUAUCGCUGAACUCUCUGAACUAGAAGAGAACAUGCUGCUCAGGCAUGGAGAGAAUGACUUUAGUGUCAUGUACUCGACACGGAAAAAUUGUGCUCAGCUAUGGCUUGGUCCAGCUGCAUUCAUCAACCAUGAUUGCAGACCCAACUGUAAGUUUGUGUCAACUGGCCGGGAUACAGCAUGUGUGAAAGCUCUACGAGAUAUUGAACCUGGAGAAGAAAUUUCUUGUUACUAUGGGGAUGGGUUUUUUGGAGAAAAUAAUGAAUUCUGUGAAUGCUACACAUGUGAAAGACGUGGAACUGGUGCUUUUAAAUCAAGAGUGGGACUGCCCGUGCCUACUCCUGUGAUCAACAGCAAAUAUGGACUUAGAGAAACAGAUAAACGUUUAAACAGGCUUAAAAAGUUGGGUGACAGCAGCAAAAAUUCAGACAGCCAGUCUGUCAGCUCUAACACUGAUGCAGAUACCACUCAGGAAAAAGCUAAUGCAACUACCCGCAAAUCUUCAAUUGGUGUAAAAAAGAACAGCAAGAGUAGAACAUUAACACGGCAGUCUAUUUCAAGAAUUCCAGCUUCAUCAAAUUCUACCUCAUCCAAACUAACUCAUCUAAAUAAUUCCAGGGUACCAAAGAGACUGAAAAAGCCUGCAAAGCCUUUACUUUCAAAGAUAAAAUUGCGAAAUCAGUGCAAAAGGCCAGAGCAGAAAAAUGCAUCUCGAAAACUCGAAAUGGGAAACUUGGUUCUUAAAGAGCCCAAAAUAGUCCUGUACAAAAACUUGCCCAUUAAAAAAGAAAAAGAAACGGAGGGACCAGUGCAAGUCGCAGUCUCUAGUGGCUGCUUAACAAGGCAUGCAGCACGAGAAUACAAACUAAAUUCAGUGAAAGGUGCUCAUGAACCUGGGGAAGUGUCACCCUGUACAUACAUAACAAGGAGGUCAAUGAGAACACGAAUGAAUCUGAAAGAGACCUCUGACUUAAAGCUUGAACCAAAUAUGCUGAAUAGCUAUAAAAACAGUUUGACCGGCAUGCGAACCAAUAGCUUGGAGCAGCAGUCUCAUGUGAUAGACGAGAAUGAGCAAGCUCUUGUAACAUCACAUAAAGGGGAGGGGAGGUGUCAGAAGAGUGACAGGGUUGUGGCCAAAAAGAAAUCACGACAAGGAAGACUGGUGAUGAAGCCAUCUAUGAAAAUGGAGGAAAUUGAUCCUGCACACAACUUGCCUGGCAAAGACCAAAUGCCAGAUUUGAUCAGUUCAUGUUCUGACCUAGGAGAGAUGAACAAUGUAGUGGAUUCAGCCAUUGGAUAUAAAGACUGUAUUCCUGCAUCUGGUGGUUGCUCCAUUGUAACUUCGGACACUUUCAAAGUAAAGGACCGUUUUAGAACUGCAAAAAGCAAAAAGAAACGGCGAAUCACAAGGUAUGAUGCACAACUAAUUCUCGAAAACAGCUCUGGGAUUCCCAAACUGACUUUGCGGAGGCGACAUGAUAGCAACAGCAAGUCAAAUGACCAAGAAAAUGAUGGAAUGAAUUCUUCAAAAAUAAGCAUCAAACUAAGUAAAGACCAUGAAAAAGAUAAUAACUUAUAUGUAGCAAAGCUUAAUAAUGGGUUUAACUCAGGAUCAAGUAGUAGUUCAACAAAAUUAAAAAUACAGUUAAAACGAGAAGAAGAAGACAGGGGAACAUAUUCUGAUGACCUCCAUGAGAACGGGGUGUGCUGUAGUGAUCCUCUUUCUCUUUUAGAGUCACGAAUGGAAGUGGAUGAUUAUAGUCAAUAUGAAGAAGAAACUGCAGAUGACUCUUCAUCUACAGAGGAAGAAGAGGAGGAGGAGGAUGAAUAUGAGGAUGAUUUUGAAGACGAUUUUAUUCCUUUGCCUCCAGCUAAGCGUUUAAGGCUUAUAGUUGGCAAGGAUUCAAUAGACAUUGACAUUUCUUCCAGGAGGAGAGAAGAUCAGUCUUUAAGGCUCAAUGCAUAAGCUUACAGGUCUUAAACUGAAUAGGAUGUCCAUUUUUAAAACAAAAUUCCAGUCAAUUAUUCCUCAAUGAUGAACUUUCUGAAAAUGUUAGUGGAAGCACUUCUUUAUUGUUUAUUCACUUAUAUCAACAUAAUAUUGUAGAAAGUGUACAGCAUACUGACUCCUUAAGUCAUUUGUGCAAAUUUUUAUUGUACUUUUUAAUAGCCUUCUUAUGUGCAAUUCUGAGUUAGAGAAAAUGCUCUAUUGUAAAAUAAAGGCUCAAGCAAAAUUACAAAAAUGCCAUCAGAUUUUUCCAUGCAGGAUAAUUAAAUCACAAUAAUGUGGCUACACAAUAAUUUUUAAUCUAUGAGAGUAUUAUUUUGCUCUUAUAUCUGACUAAACAAUCUAAAAUUAAAAAAAUCAUAGUAGCGGCCUAUUUUCUAGUAUGUUAAUAUCACCAGCAAUGAACUACAGCUUUUUGGUUUAUUUGCUAGAUGUUUUUCCCCCUUGAAGUUUGUCAGUUUUAACACUGUAUGCUGUCCCCAGACGUACUGUUUGUGGCCUUUGUUAUAGUAGCAAACCGUUGGUUUGAAGUCAAAUUGAUUUCUUUAAAAAAAAAAAAAAGGUGUUGACAGUUUGCUGACUUUUAGUACAUUAUAUGUACAAGGGUAGCAGUAUGCAGAAUACAAGUUUGGAUAUGGUGUAUUUAUUUCUUGUUAUGUAAAUUAAAACACCUUGUAUUUAACACUUUUUCGAUACUUUUAGAUAAAAUUGUUCUUUGCAAGAAUGAUUGGUGCUUAUUUUUUCAAGAACUUGCUGUGAAACAAUGUGAUUACAACAGGCAACAUUUAUCCAAUGAACUGCAGCUAUCCUAAUUGGAUCCUCAUAGUUUUCUGUUGCACUUGUAAAAUGCUACAAGGAAUUUAAAGAAACCUAUUCACUUUAACUUAUGAUAGUUUUAUGAAAUUUAAAACAAAAACCUAAGUCACAGCUUUUGUUCUGUGGUAAUCUCUAAAAAUGUUUGUCUUUUGAGAUCCAGUGUAAAGGACUGAAAAAAUGUAUAUGUUGUAAAUAUUUGUGUGUUGUGAGAAAUUUUGUCAUAAAAAAAAUUAAUAACUUACCAGAAGGGUUUUUAAGUUUAGAAAUACAUUCAUGCCAAUAAAUAGGAAAUUAUAAACCUAGUUUUAAACUCUGACCAGUGGACUUUUUUUUUUUUUUUUUUUACUUUUGUUUAGCUUGCAUUUUGAGAUUUCAGGCAUUUCUGUGUGCACUUUUUUUUUUUAAGAAACUUCCUAUUUUUUAGAGCUAGAGUGAGAAAUAACAGAUGAAGAAAGAAAUUAAGGCUAUAAAAUUAACCAUUUAUUUGAACAUGCAUCUCAAAUGGUUUUAGUUACACAUAUUAUCAGGGCUAUUCAUCUUUUGCAGUUCUGUGCACAAAAUCUUAUUAUAGGAUACAGAAAUCCUGAGGAUGCUAGCUUGCUUUCUACAAAUUUCUAGUCCACAUAAUAGUGGAUAUAUGUUUACAUAUACCCCAAUCCAUAGAUCUGUAUGGGCAUAUUGGGCCCUCUGUUGAAAUUAACGGGGAAGCUUUUGUGGAUGGGGGAAUCGUGUUCCCAUGUUACGCCUCCUGUUACCCCAAGCAGUUGUUGAAUUGGAGCAAGUGUCAGUAGAAAGCUAUAAUGGGUAAUGACUGGAGCUUCUGUGCAUGGCUAUAUACCCCUUCUCAUUGCCUCCAGUCAUAUUCCCGUUCCUAUACAAUUCUAACUCUUAUUACCAAUUCCUGUCAUUCUGCCAAUACCACUCCUCGCAAAAAGUCCAACUAUAUUCUCAGUUGGCUCUAAAAUUAUCCAAAUUAACAACUUUGCAUGCAAUAAAUACGUUCAUAUGAUAUUUGGGUGUAAUAUCGGUUUUUUUAGCAAAUAGUAUAGAUUUGCUAGGAGCAGAAAUUAAAUUUGUGGCUGAUUUCUUAUGUUAUCUUAGUAGAGUGUAAGCCACAGCAGUGCUACUGCUUGUGCAGCCAGAAGAAGCCAAUACUGGUUUAGGGAGAAGCCACACCAUGGGCUUUUUCCUCCAUAGUAUAGGUCUUCCCAUGUUACCUAGCAGCAUUUUAAGGAGAGGCACUACAUCUUCCAUACUACUGAUGUAACAUGAGGAGCCAAUCUACUUUGCUUGCAGUAGAUGAAGAUUGCAGAAAAAGUUACUGGUAAAUUGAUUUUGGAGACAUGGGAAGUUGCACAAAAUUGGAGGGUCUGCCUGACCCUCACUAGCAGAACUAUUAAAGCUGCACAGUAUAGCCUUGUGAAGCACAAUUGUUAACUGUCCAGAAAAGCUGCACCCUGAGAGCCGUUCCUACACACAAACAUCAAAUGAAUUAUCAACACCUCUUUCAAAAUAAUCAACCUUGGCCACUUUUGUGCCAUCUCAAAGGGUAUACACCCUUAAACUUAAAUGAGCUUGGGCAAAAACUGUCCAGUCAUGGUCCAAGAAUAGAGAAUAAUUUCAGGUAUCCUAGAAUUUAGCCCUAAGUAGCUCCUGUAUGUUAGAAGCAGAGCUGCUUUGAUAAUGUCAACUUACAUUUCAUGCAAAACUUCCAGAAUUCCAAUGGCAAAGUUUGGGCUUUGUAUUGGAAAUUAUGAAUUUUGUCAUUUGAGUUAGUGACAAGGCUUGAAUUGCUGGAUUUUUUUUAUUUCAAAUUGUGUACAUUUCAGUUUUAUUUCAGUGUUUCAGUUCUAGUAAAACUAGAAAUUAUGGAACUGAAAUGAGUUUCUGGUAUUUCUUUUCCCCCCCAACUUAUGUUGUCACAAACAUAUUCCAAAUGCAAUAAAUAUAAUUGAGUUAUUUCUGUAAUAUUGAUGACGGGUAAAUAUCUUUAAUAUUGAUGAUGUUAAAAGGACUUUCUUUAGCUUUUGCAGUAAGCUACUGGUAUUAAAUAUCUCUAACCCUU